Vavraia culicis subsp. floridensis is the source of this 442-nucleotide messenger RNA. RefSeq lists its product as uncharacterized. The transcript has a single exon. The record is from RefSeq and is a predicted model, not a curated record. NCBI's taxonomy places the organism in Eukaryota, Fungi, Microsporidia, Pleistophoridae. Bases 116 to 442 code for a protein of 108 amino acids.
CUGUGAAGCAUUCAGGUAUGAUAUAUAAUGCAAGCUAAGCACUGAGAAGUACAUUUCAAACAUGAAAGGUACAAUCAGAGAACUAAAUAUACCAGUGAUGUAUUGAUUUGCUGUCAUGGCAAAUAUUUUAAAAGGAAGGAUACGCACAAAAAAAGGAACAUCUCUAUUCAAAAUGGAAGAUGUACGCAAAAAGAAAACGUUAAUAUUUUAUUAUUUGUCGAUAUCACCGUUUUAUUUUCAUCAACAAACAUAUAAAAAUCCUUAUUUUUAUAACUACACCUCUUGUCAUUUAGUUGAUGACAGCUGUCAUUUCUUCUUAAUAAAUAUCUCGAUUCUUAUUUCCACCAAGUUUCCAUAUCUAAUCUUCUGCACAUACGAAGCAGACUGCAACCUAAAAUAUAAAUUUAGUUUAAAUAAAGAUAACAUACUUUGGAAUAGCUAA